GUAAAUUAUAGUUUUAUAUAUCACUUUAAGAUAGCUAGUUAAACUAUAGUGGUUUACAGUUAUUCAAGUGCCGAAACCUACUGUAUCCUGUAGUCUACAUGAGUGUUGAUGUCGAGGAAGCUAACGAAACACAACAACUGAUGCAGAAUGAGGGCGAGGAAGACGAGGCGAAGAUCACGCAGUCCGCGACGUCACCUGUGACCAGCAACAAGAUGUCCAGUGGCGCCGCCAGCCUCACCUCGCGGACCCCGGGGCAGGCGUUCCCCAGCACGGGGAACAGUAUCAAUGAUUCAACAAAGGUAUCCAUUGUGAACGAGAGGCGACUCCAUCGGGACCUGAUGCGCUCCAAUUACAGCAACAGGCCCAAACACAUACCCAAAGAAGCGCCAGAUGUAAAACAUAUGGAAAAAGCACUUCUUGGUUUGCUAGAUGAUUUUCACUCGGGGAAACUGAGCGCGUUCAGUGCUGGCUGCAGCAUGGAGCAGAUGAUCAACAUCAGAGACCAGCAGGAGCACUUGGCGCGCCUACACUUCCGCCUCUGCGCCGACGUGGAGAAACCAACAGAGGACAAUUUUGACAAAUCUACCUCCAGAUUUAAGAUGACUCAAUUAGUCCAAAGUUUAGAACAGCUGUCAGCAUCCAUUGAGCACUUGCAUUCAGAUGGUAAUUUUAGUGCAACUAGCAGCAAUAAAUAGAUACAUUCUACUCCUACAUUGCAAACAAAGUAGAUUCACAUGUACUUUUUUGCUGA
Messenger RNA from Cydia amplana, 751 nucleotides. RefSeq lists its product as uncharacterized. The record is from RefSeq and is a predicted model, not a curated record. Bases 99 to 695 code for a protein of 198 amino acids. NCBI's taxonomy places the organism in Eukaryota, Metazoa, Arthropoda, Insecta, Lepidoptera, Tortricidae. The transcript has a single exon.